Molecule: messenger RNA, 2359 nt
Organism: Archocentrus centrarchus (flier cichlid)
Lineage: Eukaryota; Metazoa; Chordata; Actinopteri; Cichliformes; Cichlidae
Gene: scg2a
Product: secretogranin II a
Exons: 2
Coding region: 125-1993 (622 amino acids)
Source: RefSeq, a predicted model, not a curated record
AGGUGGUCCCUCUAAUAGCACGAGGAGCUGUCCGCGGUGCUGAAAUCCGGACUCUCACUGCGAGGCAGAGAGAUGCUCAGCUCACUCACGAUCCUCGGCACAAACUAACUCCAAAGGCGCCACCAUGCUGUCAUUCCCUGAGACAUCAGGCAAACCUUUCCUCGUCUGUUUUGCCAACCUCCUCUUGAUCCUUCUCUUCCUCAGUUCCUCUGGUGUUCGUGGGGCUUCACUGAGGGCACAUAGACUUCGGGGAAGUGAAUCAGAGAAUAGGAAUGUCCACCAGGUCCCUAACACAGAUAUGCUGAAAGCCUUGGAGUACAUUGAGAGCCUCCAUCAAAGGACCAGCAUGGACUCUCCUCUCGCUCCAGGGGCUGAUGCUGGCCACAUGGAUGAUGCUGAGAAGCUGCGUGCCAUGCUGAGACUUGCUUCCAACCCUAUUCAGAGCAAAGAUGAGGAGGAGGAGGAGGAAGAGGAGGAGGAGGAGGAAAAGGGAAGGGAGGAUAAGAGUGAAGAGCUGCUCCAGGCUGUGCUCAGCACGCUCCAGCAGACAGAGGCCUCCAAGCCUCCUUUGCUUCGCCCUGGCACAGAAAGGUUAAGUAUGAAGCACGGCAUAAAUGCGCAGCAGAAACAACGGGGCAUCACACCUCACAAAAAGCUGCCCUUGAUGUUUGAAGAUGAGGAAGAAGGUGAGGGAGAUGAGGAAGAGGAUGAGCAUGACAGCCCCUAUAAACGUACCAAUGAGAACGUGGAGGAGAAAUAUACACCUCAGAACCUGGCCACACUGCAGUCUGUGUUUGAUGAACUGGACAAGCUGACGAGUCCAAAGACCAUACAUAAGCGCCUAGAUGAAGAGGAUAACAUGGAGGAGGAUGCUGUGGAUGAAGAUGAAGAUCUGUUUAAUGUGAGGAAUGCAGCAUAUGAAGACAUAGGUGGGGAUCUGACAGACUGGGAUCCAUUAGAAGGACGAGAAGAAGAAGAAGAAGAGGAGGAGGAGAGGGGAAACAAAUACAAGGCUGACAGAGGGCUCGAUUAUAUUGACGACAAUGGUGACAGAGCUGAUGAGGACGAAGAAGAGGAAGGUGACGAAAGCUACCCCGUAAAAAGGUCAAAAGAUCUGGAUGACGCGGGAAAUCUGGUGGACUACUACCUGCUGAAGGUGCUGGAGAAAACAGAAGAGGAAGAGCAGAAAAGAGAGAUAGAGGAGGAAGAAGAGAGAGAGAGGGCUGAGAGGAGGGCGGCUCAGACUCAGUACAGAGAUAACAUAGAUCCACGGGUCAUCUACCAACUCAUUCAGAUCUCCCAAAAAUACCAGAUCCCACCUGAAGACCUGAUGGACAUGCUGAAAACAGGAGACAUGAUGAAUCAGGACAAGUUGCAAAAGAGCAAUGGUUUAGCCAGAGGAGAAAAUAAGCUCUCUCAGAUAGCCCCAAAGAUACACACCAUUCCUCAAACUAAAUUCUACAACAGACGGCUGCCUUAUGCACAAAAGACCCCAGAGGAGCUGAGAACGGAAGAGAUCCUCAAAAUCCUUGGGCUGGGAGGUGCAGAGAAUCCCAUCAGGAAGCAGAAGCAGCACAGAAGCUCACUGUCACGACUUCACAGUCAGGCUGCAGGGGGGUUUGGGGAAUCCACUCCCACGCAAAGGCGCCCUCCCAGCUCUUUCAAAGAUGACUACGACGACACUGUGGAUGAGGAUGAUCUGGCAGCGUAUUUAGCUGCUCAGAUGCUGGCACAGUAUCCUAAACCUGCAUUCAGCAACAACAAGGCAAGCCAAAAGCGGGAGGAAGCUGGCUCUUUUGAAAAGGCCAUGGAGGAAUACUUUGAUCAGAUGGACUCAGAUAAAAGCCCAAAGGAAAAGAAACUGUCUGAGGAUGAUGAGAGGGGUGGUGACGCUCAAACGCAAGGCUUAGAGAAUGAGGCGAUGAUGAAACUGCUGAGCUAUCUGAACCCAGAAACUGAGGAAAGUGGUGCCAAAACUGCCCCAGGGAUAUAAAUCAGGCUGUAGAUAUAUAUACAUAAUUCUAUAUUGUUUCGUUGAGGGAAGAAAAUAAAGUAUUUUGAAGAAUAAAACAUGCAGUCAACUUUACGUUUACAAACAUUCUUGUUUAUUAGCAGAAUUAUGAGUGUUCAGACAUUCUCUUGAUUUUUUUGUUGUUGUUGUUUGUUUUUGAUGAGUUGGUUGCUCAAGAACACUUAAUGAGUACACGUGUCUCACCAGCCUUACAUUUCAACGCACACACAAUCAAAACCAGUGUUGGAUCCUUUAGAUUCACUUGUGUUUUUUUUGGUAAUUCUUUCUUAAAUGUGCUCAUAUGUGACAUAACUGAGGUAAAUAAAGCAUUGACUUUAUUUUUCCUUA